GUGUAGUUCCUGUGGUUAGCAGCCGCCUCAGAAGCGCGCAGCCUGCUGGGAAUCGUAGUUUCCGGCAGGGGUGCGACAGGCAGGUCUGAGAGGGAGGUGCACGCAGCGGAGAGCCCGCCUGCUGGAGUGAGGAGCGCGAAGUCGCGCCUGGGGGUCGUAGCGCUGGCGCCAUGUCCUACUGCCGGCAGGAAGGGAAAGACCGGAUAAUAUUCGUGACCAAAGAAGACCAUGAGACUCCUAGCAGUGCAGAGCUGGUGGCCGAUGACCCCAACGACCCAUAUGAGGAGCAUGGGCUGAUCCUGCCGAAUGGAGACAUUAACUGGAACUGCCCAUGCCUGGGGGGAAUGGCCAGCGGCCCCUGUGGGGAACAGUUCAAGUCGGCCUUUUCCUGCUUCCACUAUAGCACAGAGGACAUCAAGGGGUCGGACUGUGUAGACCAGUUUCGGGCCAUGCAGGAAUGCAUGCAGAAAUACCCUGACCUGUAUCCCCAAGAGGAUGAGGAGGAGGAGGAGGAGGAGAAGCCAGCAGAGUGCACAGAGGGAAAGGCUCCCACUGAGGCCAGUGCCACCAAAGAAGAGGUGGUGUCCAGCUAAUGCAUGCCACCGUGUGGGCUCCCGUCCUCCCACUCCAGAGCGAUGUGGACCUUUUGCAAAAUGCCUUUUAGUUGCUCUCUGAGAAAGUGUCUUUCCCUGUGUCUGUAUACUGUAAUGUGUAAAAUAAUUUAUUUUGAUGAUCAGGGUCUUGGCCCCUUGACAGAUACACUGAAAAGGAAAGUGGAGGCUGUGUGUGUGUGUGCGUGUGUGUGUGUGUGUGUGUGUGUGUGUGUCCUGUAUAAACCUGUCAGCCAAUGUAGCCACCACUUUUUCUUUUUUGGAACCUUGCACUUGCAAGGAAAGUGGUGGAAUCACUGAGCUAAAUCCCUGGCCCUGUAGCCACCACUUUUGAUUUCUCUCUCUCAGAUUACCCUGAAUUUUGCCACUCUGAAAUAAUGCUGAAUGUUCUCAGCAACUGAAAUCAUUAUCCAGGAAUGUUUCUUGUGAGUGAGUUGAUUUGUUCUGAUGCAUAAUAUCCCUUUCUGUAGCUUUUAUACCUCUAUGAGAAGUGAAAUAGAAGCACCAACAUCUUCCUUUAAAACGCUGGUGGGGGGCCAUUCCUCAUAGAAGAGGCCAGGUGGUCAAGACCGCCGUGCCGUUGCACAUAGGGUCCUGGACUUCAUUCCUCAUUCACUUGGUUUCCACUCACCUUGAGCUCAGUUUUCUAGCCUGGAAAGUGGAGAUUUAGACCCUGCAGUUCCUGUCCCUUUCUAUGUGAAAGGAAAGGCUGGUUUUUAUUGUUCCAAGAGCCCUGGAUUGGGGUUCGUAUUCACACUGGCUCUCAGGUUGGUCAGAUGUAAUGUUCUUAGAGGAGGGGACCUAAUUAUUACCAGAGUAACAGCUGAGAGAGGAAACUGAAUUUAAUGACUCAUUUAAAAGGAAGGUGAUUUCUACCUGA
This is a messenger RNA of Heterocephalus glaber (naked mole-rat), 1491 nucleotides long. RefSeq names its product coiled-coil-helix-coiled-coil-helix domain containing 4 (gene Chchd4). Lineage: Eukaryota; Metazoa; Chordata; Mammalia; Rodentia; Bathyergidae. The record is from RefSeq and is a predicted model, not a curated record. Gene Ontology annotation, biological process: protein import into mitochondrial intermembrane space. Gene Ontology annotation, cellular component: mitochondrial intermembrane space. Gene Ontology annotation, molecular function: protein-disulfide reductase activity.